AUAUUUCUAUGCCUGACUGCUCUAGGUAACAAUAAACCAACCUAAGACAUUCGAAGCGGGUGUAUAUAUAUGUAAACAGUAUGUCAUAUACUUCCUGGUUAACAGUGGACACAAUGUGAUGUUGUUCUUGCUGCAAUGAAGAUGAUCUCAAAGCUGCAACCACCUGUGUUUUUAAUUAUCAUAGCGACCAUUUUUGUGUCAGUAACAGCGCAGAUGAAUCUGGCUUUACAUGGAACCGUAGCACAAGAAACAACAUAUACAGACGCAGAAGGUAUUUCAUACACUGCAAACUUGGCAAUAGAAGGACCUGCGAAUAAUAAUUGGGAAGAUGGAUGUUCAGCUACAGAUGUUAAUCAAAAGACAGCAUGGUGGGGUCUACUUUUUCCCAAAUUAGUCUACGUUACAAAUGUGAAGAGAUAUAACCGGAAGGAUGAACCAGAGCGCAUGAAUGAUUUCCGAUUGUACUUUACAAAUGACACUGUGUAUGCUAAAAGUGAAUUGUGUUACAGAGAUACGACCAAACAAGCCUACCUUAACCUGAAUCAGAGUAUCGAUUGUGAUUUAAGCCCAACCAUGAAUGUUUAUUUCUUUAACAGAUUUACACUCAUCGAAUUAUGUUACGUAGAAAUAUAUGGAUGUUGGAAAGGUUUCUGGGGAGAAAACUGUACAGUACCAUGUCCACCUAAAUGUAUUGACCAACAUUGUUAUCCUGCAAAUGGGAACUGUGUUUGGGGAUGUGACCCUACGAACUGUAUGAGUGAGAAUUGUUAUACCACUACAGGUGUUUGCCUUGGAGGAUGUGUACUUGGACGAGCUGGACAAUACUGUAAUAAAUAUAAUUUGGCUUACAAUCAAACAGCGAAGAUAAUUCCUGUGGGCCAAACUAAUGCAAGCCUUUUAGUCGAUGGACUCGUAUCAACUUGUAAUGAUUUUUCUUCUACUGCAACCAGUUCCUAUUUGCAGGUUGAAUUUGGAUCUUUAAGUGUUAUAACUACAGUGCAUAUUGUUUUUGGAGGAGAUCAAACAACGCCUGACGAUGGUCAUGCAGUCUAUUGUUCUAAUGCCACUGACACGUGGAAAGAUGGCACUUUAUUGUACAGUGGCCCACGUUUGGACACAGACAUAACCAUCUUUGCUGUUUGCAAAUAUUUGAUAUAUGUACCGCCAAUGUUAAGUGGAGAUUCUAUGUUAGAAUUGUGUGAAAUAGAAAUCGGUGGAUGUCCAUAUAGAAGAUACGGAGUAAAUUGUGAACAUUUAUGUUCAGAACACUGUUUGGGACAAGGGCAGUGUGAUUUAGUCAGUGGGAGUUGUUUGUCGGGAUGUUCAGAUGGUUGGGUUGGUGAAAAAUGUGACAAAGAGUGCAGUCCUGGUUUAUUCGGAAGUCAAUGUCUUCGGAACUGUUCAAAGAACUGUUUAGCAUGGCCUUGUAAUCAUGUGACAGGAGAAUGUGAUGGGGGAUGCAAGAGAGGAUGGGAAAGACUCAAUUGCACAGACGAAUGUAGUAGACGAACAUUUGGUUGGAAUUGUUCCGAGAAAUGUGAUGGCUGUAUAGAAGAUUCAUGCGAUCAUAUGUUUGGGGUCUGCAAAAACAUUAGUGGAUGUAAACCAGGCUAUGAGUAUGGACGAUACUGUAAUAAGACGUGUGCAGAUUGGUAUUUUGGGACAAACUGUACAAAUUAUUGUAACUGCCGUGAAAAUCCAUGCGAUCGAUAUUCUGGUCAAUGUUCAACCGAAGGCUGCAAAAGAGGAUGGUAUGGUGUCUCAUGUGAUCAAGAAUGCAUGUAUGGAUAUUUUGGAUUUAACUGUGAAGGAUUUUGUGCAAAUUGUUUGAACGAGUCGUGUAGUGUAUUAGACGGGAAUUGUACGGACGGUUGCUCUACAAGAUAUAGUGGCGAUCUGUGUGACAUAAAAGAAUUAUCAAAGAAACAGAUGUCUCCAUCUGAUCCUGGUCCAGCAAUAGGAGGAGUCAUAGGUGCUAUCGUAAUAGUCAUCAUAGCAGUAAUAAUUGCUGUUAUUAUCUACAGACGAAGAUCAGCUUCCAGACCUAACAAAUAUUUAAGUGACAGCGAACAUUUAAGUGGAACGGAAGAAAACACUUAUAUCAAUCAUGAUCCGUCACCACAACCGUUGAACGAAUUUGUAAAUAAAGGUUGUGAAGCAGAUCUGGAGGAUGUUGGAGUGUCGUUAACUCAAAAACAUGCUAGUAAAACAAGUGGUUAUGAAGGAAGCGAAGAAAUACCAGAAGAAUACGAGGAUGAAUAUGAGGGAAAUGUAUAUGGUAAUGUACAAACAGUAGCUGAGUACAAAAUAUCCAUAGCAGACCUGAAGAAAGUAAUUAACGAAAAACAAAAAGAUGACGGUUUCAAAAAGGAAUAUGAUAUUUUACCAAGAGGACUUGUUCAUGCACAUGUGGAAGGUUCUAAAGAAGAAAACAAAAUUAAAAAUCGUUUCCUUGCAACAUGGCCAUAUGACCAUUCACGGAUUGUUCUGACUGGAGACACCAAAAGUGAUUACAUUAACGCUAGUUUCAUUGAUAGCUACGAAAAAGAAAAGGCAUACAUAGCUUCACAAGGUCCGAAAAGGAAUACCAUCAGAGAUUUCUGGCAUAUGAUCUGGCAAGAAAAAGUUAACAAAAUAGUGAUGGUAACGAAAUUAGAAGAGGAAAGAAGGAAAAAAUGUGAAUACUACUGGCCCCAAAGCAUCAACACAGCAAUGCCAGUAGAUACUUAUAGACUUGUAAUGAAAAAAGAGAUACAACAUACAGUGUAUGUGUACAGAUUAUUUAUUCUACAAAACAACAGCUUGAAGAAUAAGCAAGAACGAAAAGUUCAUCAUUUCCAUUUCACUCAAUGGCCGGAUCAUGGUGUUCCAGAUAGCGUCAAAUUGGUUAAUUUUUACAGAAAAGUCAAAAGCAUAAAAGUAGAUAAGAGUACCCCAAUGGUGGUGCAUUGUAGUGCUGGCGUUGGAAGAACCGGAACAUUCAUUGCUAUAGAUGCAUUAUAUGAGCAUGGACAAAAAGAAGGAUAUGUUGAUAUUAUGGAGUAUGUUCAGACGAUGAGGAAGGACAGAAUGAAUAUGGUACAAACACAUGAACAAUAUGAGGCCGUAUUUGAAGCACUGCUGGAAUUGUUUGCUGUUCCAGAUACGUCCAUUCAAAAGAGUGUUUUCUGUGAAUAUAUUCAAAAGCAGGAGCAUAAGACAUUACCAAAAAAUCAAACAGUAUUUAGAGAAGAGUUUCAGAGAUUGCGAACAUUGCGGCCAUCAUAUUCUUCUAAUAAGUUUACUGGUGCUAAAAGUAAAGAAAACCAAUUAAAGAAUUCUACAACUGUUCUCGCACAUGACCAAUAUAGACCUUACUUAAUGUCUUACGGUAAAAACAGAAGUGACUACAUCAAUGCCGUGAUAAUUCCAUGCUAUUCGGUAGAUAGUAAAAUGUUUGUUACACAGUGCCCACUUGUAGAAACUGUAAUUGAUUUUUGGACGAUGAUGUAUGAUCACAGUUCCAGAAUUAUUGUUUUGUUGGAUCCCGGAAAUAAGGGAGCUCCAUUAUGGUUAGAAAAGAAAGAAAUGCUACAGUUUGAUGAUUUCCGUAUUAUCAAAGAAACAGAAAAUGCACAAGAAGAGAUUCAGCUAACAUUGAAUCAUACGAAAAAUAAAGAAAAAAUCUCAAUCAAUGUAUUUACUGCAAACGACUGGACUAUAAGUAAUGCACCACUGUCACCAGAGUAUAUGUUAGAUCUUCUGCAGCGUGUACAAAGCUGCUGGGAAACGCAUAAAGGUCCUAUCACUGUAGUUUGUAGGGAUGGCUGUAGUAAGAGUGGACUAUUUGUAGCAUUGCGGUUGGUUUUGGAAAAAAUGCAGAUAGAUGAGGAAACUGAUAUUUUCCAAGUAGUUAGAGAGAUUCAAAUAAGGCGACCAGAAUUCCUUGUGGACUUUGAUCAGUACGAAUAUUGUUACAAGUGUGUUAGGUUGUUACUUGAGGGAGAUUCUAGUGAUUCACUGUAUGCGAAUGUUUAAUAAAUUUUAAGCAUUCUGUCAUUUCUUUAUGUAUCUAUUCGCAACUUUUUAUAUACUACUUGUGUUUAUUGUCAUCAGAAUAUUGCGUCCGUAAUUUUCAUUUAACAACAACAUAUAAUUGCAAACAUUUAUAAAAACAAACAAAAAAUAUGCAUGCAUAUAGUUGUAUCUGAAAGAUCAAUUAUUUUUAUUUUUAUAAGGAUCCGAUAUACUUACUGAAAUCAGUUUAAAUCAUACUGGAUCAAGAAGUCCUGUUUAAGAUUCCUUCAAAAAUAACCAUGUGGAGUUUUUGAGUAAUUGAAAAUAUGGUUUCAAGAAAUUUUACUAAAAUCAUAUAAAUAAUGAUUCUCCCAAAAACAUAACACAUUGGCCACUAAUUGUAAAAAUCGAACUUGUUUUUAUAAUAAAUUACUGAACACGUUUUGUGGGUGUUUAAGAAAAAUCUGGCUUUCCCCAUUACAUACGAUGAUGAUUAAAAGUAUGUUUUCAAUUCCAGUUGUAAUCGAUAAUUUUAAAGUGUCAAGCUAUUUUGUUUGAUUUUGCAUUUUUUACCUUUUUUGACUUUGAACGUUAUUAUAAAUACACCAUUAGUCCUGUCAUGUUAAUGGUUCCCAUCAUUUAAAUUGGAUUCAUAUUCCGUAAUCAGAUAAUAACAACGACAUUGUUAGUCAUUUAAUUGGGUAUAUCGUUUCUUAUAAUUUCCCCAAAAAAUGCUGAAACGUUGAACAUGUAUGUAGGGCAGCAUUUGUUUGUGAAUUCAUUUACGUUAUAAAAUUAUGAGCAACGAUACCUAGUUCGACAUAUUUACGUAACAGCAUUCGCAUCGUUCUUUAAUUUUGUUUGCAAAACAAUGUACAAUACGGAAGACUCCACUUCACUCAGGCUAUAAUCUUGACGAAUUUGAUUAGAAACGACUAACUAUUCUGUCCAAAUUAAGACUCGUUAUAUUCUCGUUUCUACGGAUGUUCUAUAAUCGUGAUUCUUUGAUGUUUGUCCUUCUUUGUUAGGUGUUUGUCAUCAUCAAAACGUGUUAUUCCCAGUACUGAUAUAUAAUGUGGCUAAUAAUUUCUGGAAACACAUAAAAAAAAAAAAAAAAAUGCUAAUGAGCAAUUUCUGAAUAUUGAUCUGGAACACGCACUCGAGCCGGGGAUUUUAUAGUUAUUAUUCAGGUCAAACUGUAAGGUCAAAACUCACACUUAUGUCGCUACGACAGCUGCAAUAUAUUCAAAAGAUCAAAUUUGAAAUUCUGUAGAUUUAGUGUAUCGUGUGUAUUUGAACAGACCACAAAGGACAAUACUAGGGUCAUAUGAUCUCCAUGUCAAUUGGUUUAAUACAUCCAUCAUUGUUCAGUGUGAAUUCUUUUCAAAACUACAUAUUGAUACAUUUACAAAUCUGUAAAAUACCUUUUGUAAUGUUGACCAUAUUAAGUUAUCUAAUAUUAUUACCAUUGUUAUUUGUAUUAACGCAUAUUUAUAAUAAACAAGAUAUUUUGUGUAAACAUCUUUUAUGUACCAUAAGUAUACAUAAUUACGAUUUUUUUUUAUUAGAAACAUCCCUGUACAUUUUUCGUUUACUUUUGUAUUAUUACAUGUUAUCUAUAUAUAUAGCAUUACAAAAAGAAAGAGGUCACUUCUAACAAACAAGUUAUUCCCCUACUAUGCCACCAUGUGCUUUAUUUUCUUUAUCCUUUCUUUUCAGUAUUUGUUGUUGUUUUAUCUUAAUGUUUCUUUUUUAUUCAGGACAUAUUUUCGAUACUUUUUUAACUUUAUUGGCAACCCUAUGAAUUUUAUACUUUCAUUGCAUUUUACUAUUUGCUUCAUGAAGAGGGUAGUAUAUAGUUAUUCGGAUAUUGGUCCGUUUUCCGUUUUCGUAUGGUCAUCCAUACUUCCCAUUUCUGUAUCCGCUACUGAUCCCGAACUGCUUGACAGAAUUAUUGUGUGACACUUUCACAGACUCUUAGUCACAUGAUGCAAUUUGGAACCUCCUGUUUCAUUUCUUUAUUAAAAUACUUAAGUGCUUGAUAUGGCAUGAAAUGAAUUCCGUCAUAUCUGCACUCUAAAGUUCACAUCUUUAUCCGCUUCUUUUCUUCAACCUCUUAUUUGAAUUAAUUAAUACUUUCUCAGAAUCUUCACCAUAUGAUACCAUUAUGCACCUAUAAUUUUCUUUUUUAUACUUAUUCUUUUUUUUUUCCUUGCAAGGGUCGGGAGGUAUCAUUUCGUGAGCUUUACUCGUCGUUCCUCUGGUUUUCAAGAAGUUUCAAUAUUGUUUUUUUCUAAAAGAGCUAAGAAACAACCUUCCGACAGUUUUACAAUUAAACGUAUUUUUGCAACGGGAAGGUUAUUAAAGGUGGGACAAGAAAAGGAUAUGAAUGAAGCUUUAAAACAUCAAUGUUGGUUAGCUAUUCAAACAAAUCAUUAUCGUAAUAUGAUGUUUUUAAUACUAGAUUCAAAACAGAGACCGAUGAUCUCCAUUUCUUUUUAUCAUUUACUGUGUUUAAAUGAGUAGAAAAUCAUUUCAACUAUAUCAUAUAUAAUCAAAACCGAAAAAGCUUAGUUGUCGUACAUUCUGUAUUUCAUUUUGACGGGUACCCAAUCGUUGUGUUAUCAAGGUUAUGUAAUUGAUUUAUUUUUACAACCGACACGAGUUAUAAUGAUGGACCUUCAAAGCUUAAGGGUACAUGUUCUUACGUUAAUGUUGAUUAUUAUUUAACUUUCAAGUCUUUUAGUAUAAUAAAGUUUAUUUGCAUUUAAAUAUAUAAAGUCAAGUUAAUCAUGUAAAUUUACAAAAUAAAAUGGUACAAUUAACCGU
Molecule: messenger RNA, 6825 nt
Organism: Mytilus californianus (California mussel)
Lineage: Eukaryota; Metazoa; Mollusca; Bivalvia; Mytilida; Mytilidae
Product: receptor-type tyrosine-protein phosphatase mu-like
Exons: 30
Coding region: 136-4017 (1293 amino acids)
Biological process (GO): protein dephosphorylation
Molecular function (GO): protein tyrosine phosphatase activity
Source: RefSeq, a predicted model, not a curated record